AUGGCGUUCAUUGCCAAGACCUUCUAUGACCUGAAGGCCACAACGUUGGAGGGUGACAUGGUGGACUUCAAUGUGUAUCGUGGUCGGGUGGUGCUGAUAGAGAACGUGGCGUCACUCUGAGGCACCACCGGCCAGGACUUCAACCAGCUCAAGGAGCUCCAAGGAAAGUACCCCCAUCGACUGGUGGUCCUGGCCUUCCCCUGUAACCAGUUUGGGUAUCAGGAAAACUGUAGCAAUGGUGAGAUCCUAAAUUCCCUCCAACAUGUCCGCCCAGGCGGCGGAUUUCAGCCCAACUUCACCAUCUUUGAGAAAUGCGACGUCAAUGGAGAAAAUGCACAUCCUGUCUUUGCUUAUCUCAAAGAAAAACUCCCCUAUCCCAACGAUGACCCAAACUCCCUCAUGCACGACCCAAAAUUUCUGGUUUGGAGUCCUAUCAGCAGGACCGACAUAUCUUGGAACUUUGAGAAAUUCCUCAUAGCACCCGAGGGAGAGCCGUUUAAAAGAUACAGCAGGAAGUUCCCCACUAUUGCCAUUGAGCCUGACAUUCAACGAUUGUUAAAAUUAACCAAAAGUUAAAAAUGCAGACUUUCAACACCACGUUUAAGUCUUAUUUAAUGAAGAUGAUAUUAUGAAACUCAACUGAUAGAUCAUCUGAAGCUUUGUAAGUGCUUAACUGGAGUUGUUAUAGAAUGUUUAUAUAUUUUUAACCCCUCCAAACAUAUAUUAUAAUACUACAAAAUAAUAAAAAAAUUGACAACCCGUUCCUAACGUUGAA
Syngnathus typhle (broad-nosed pipefish) is the source of this 775-nucleotide messenger RNA. It is a transcript of the gene gpx2, whose product is annotated as glutathione peroxidase 2. The transcript has 2 exons. Gene Ontology annotation, biological process: response to oxidative stress. The record is from RefSeq and is a predicted model, not a curated record. NCBI's taxonomy places the organism in Eukaryota, Metazoa, Chordata, Actinopteri, Syngnathiformes, Syngnathidae. Gene Ontology annotation, molecular function: glutathione peroxidase activity.